UCGCAAGCCGUAGCAGACGAAGACACGCAGUCACAGACGCCGUCGCCGACUCGCCGUGCGCCCGUGCCGUCCUCUCUCUGCCUCUGAAGCUCUGCGACGCUGCCUCUCUGUCUUCUUUGGUCGUCGCCGUCCGACCAUCCCAGGCUCGCAGUCAGCCCGUCGCCAGUGCAGUAAGCAGUCUUAGUUUGAGCCGGUGAUUUUGAUCCGCCGAAGAGGGAGAGGAAGAGGAGGAGACAGAAGAGAAAGAGAGAAUCUAAGGAUGUUUUUUCACAUAGUGUUGGAACGGAAAAUGCAACUCCACCCUCGCCACUUUGGCCGAGACCUCCGCGACAAGCUCGUAUCCAAGCUCAUGAAAGACGUCGAGGGAACUUGCAGUGGACGACAUGGUUUCAUAGUAGCAAUCACUGGCAUCGAGAGCGUCGGAAAAGGUCUCAUUCGCGACGGUACAGGGUUCGUCACUUUCCCAGUGAAGUAUCAGUGUGUUGUGUUUCGGCCUUUCAAAGGGGAGAUUCUAGAAGCUGUUGUUACUAUGGUGAACAAGAUGGGCUUCUUCGCCGAAGCAGGGCCUGUACAAAUUUUUGUCUCUAAUCAUUUAAUACCAGAUGACAUGGAGUUUCAGUCUGGAGAUGCGCCAAACUACACAACAUCUGAUGGAUCGGUUAAAAUUCAGAAAGAUAGUGAAGUACGACUAAAGAUCAUUGGAACUCGUGUUGAUGCUACAGAAAUUUUCUGCAUUGGUACAAUUAAAGAUGAUUUCUUGGGUGUCAUCAAUGAUCCCGGAGCAGCUGUCUGAUAAACAAAGUUUCAAAUUCUUUGCCAUAGUUGGUGAUGCUGUAUUGAUUUUCUUGUACGAGGAUAUAUGGAUUG
This is a messenger RNA of Ipomoea nil (Japanese morning glory), 867 nucleotides long. RefSeq names its product DNA-directed RNA polymerase II subunit RPB7. The record is from RefSeq and is a predicted model, not a curated record. Gene Ontology annotation, cellular component: RNA polymerase II, core complex; P-body. NCBI's taxonomy places the organism in Eukaryota, Viridiplantae, Streptophyta, Magnoliopsida, Solanales, Convolvulaceae. Gene Ontology annotation, biological process: positive regulation of nuclear-transcribed mRNA poly(A) tail shortening; DNA-templated transcription; transcription initiation at RNA polymerase II promoter. The transcript is spliced from 7 exons. Gene Ontology annotation, molecular function: single-stranded RNA binding; single-stranded DNA binding; translation initiation factor binding. The coding region runs from base 260 to 793 and encodes 177 amino acids.